AUGAAUUUUGACAGAGAUGUUCUUGUUGUUUGUGGCUUUGUUUUUCUCAAUAUGUUGGUUACUCUUUCUAUUUGGUGUUAUGUUUAUGAAAUGAACAUCGAUUAUACUUAUUCAUUAAUGCUAGAUGUUGAUGGUUUAUCUACUACUGGAGAUAAUUUUGUCGAUGGAAUUUUGAAUGGACUUUUUAUUGCAACAAUUAUCGCUGUAAUGGGUCAUAUUUUGGGUCAGUGUAUUUUACAUCGAUUAAAGUCUUGUGUUGUUUUAUUUGUUAAAUCUACAUUUAUGAUGAUGUCUUUUAUUAUGCCUGCAACUAUUAUUUUUGAUACUUUACUGAAAUUUCUUGGCCCUGAAAAUCCUUAUAUUUAUUUAUUUACAAUUAUUGCUUCUCUUCUAUUCACUUUUACAACUGUUGCCGCUUAUUUUACCGAUUAUUUACCAACUUUUAUUCGUCAAACUCUUACCAUCUUGAAUUGUUCUUUCUUUUCUAUUCUUUAUUUACAACACAUUCCGCGUUAUACAAUUUGGUUCUUUAUGGCUGCAAUUAUUCUUUGGGGACAAAUUGAGCUUGGUUUGGGUGAUUUUUUUAUUUAUGGUUUAUUGGUUGGAAAGGCAGCAGCAGAUAUGGAUGGUUGUUUUAACUUUGCUGUUUUAUUUACAAUUAUUGGUGUUUUAUUUGGUUUAUUUUAUACUUUAACUUCUUUAUCUGAACACACAUAUUUACCAGCACUUCCAAUUCCACUUACUAUUGGUACUGUUAUGUAUUUUUUGACGUCUUUUGUUAUUGGAAAAUUUAAUGGAGAAAAUAAUAAAAAUGAAUUUUAAUUUGCUUUUUUUAUUUAUUUUUUUGAAAAUUUUAAAAAUAAAUUUUUGAGUUUUUUUUCAAAUUUUUUGACAAUCUAUGUUUUUAACAUAAAUAAUAUUUUUCACUCAUGUAGUCUUUGUUAAAACUUUUUUUCAAUCUUUAUUUUUAGCCUGCGUCAACAUUUAUUUUCAAAAUCCUUAAUACAAAAAUUAUGUCUCCUGAUAAGGCAUAUAUUUCUGGGGUAGUUGAAGGAUUUUAUGGACGUCCUUGGACAACGGAUCAACGCAAACAUUGUUUUCAUUGCUUCGCAAAUUUGGAAUGAACACUUAUUUAUAUGCCCCAAAAGACGAUUUGAAGCAUAGAGCUGAAUGGCGGAUUCUUUACACGAGCGAGGAA
Messenger RNA from Meloidogyne enterolobii, 1198 nucleotides. The record is from the annotation of a GenBank genome assembly. Lineage: Eukaryota; Metazoa; Nematoda; Chromadorea; Rhabditida; Meloidogynidae.